This is a messenger RNA of Eleginops maclovinus (Patagonian blennie), 1797 nucleotides long. RefSeq names its product myeloid-derived growth factor (gene mydgf). Bases 75 to 569 code for a protein of 164 amino acids. The transcript is spliced from 6 exons. NCBI's taxonomy places the organism in Eukaryota, Metazoa, Chordata, Actinopteri, Perciformes, Eleginopidae. The record is from RefSeq and is a predicted model, not a curated record. Gene Ontology annotation, biological process: positive regulation of angiogenesis; positive regulation of endothelial cell proliferation.
ACAUUUCUUUACUCUACCUUUAAAACUGAUGCCGAAGAAGAAGCGUCACUCCACUCAGCACAGAGCAGGAAGAGAUGGCGACCCUAAGUAACUUGUGUGUUUUUAUUAAUGUCUCUUUUCUGCUCCUCUUCCUCUUCAUCUCUGCCUCUGCUGAGCGACAGAAGACGGUGGAGUUCAACGUGAAGCCGGGAGGAGUGGUGCACACCUUCACAGAGGCCGUAAAGGAAUAUGAGUGCUCGUUCACCUAUGCUUCACAAGGGGGAACCAACGAGCAAUGGCUGAUGAGUGUUGGUCUGAGUGACGACGACAAACUGUUCUCCUGCUCUGUGUGGAGGCCUCAGGGGAAGUCGUACCUGUUUUUCACGCAGUUCAAAGCCGAGCUGAAGGGAACCAAAAUUAAAUAUGCCAACGCCUAUUCUCAGACGGCGGGAGCAGGACACAGCGACGUGCCUUUGAAGCCGGAGGAGUUUACCGUAGGAGAGUCCACAGUGACACACACAGACGGAAAGUUCAGCGCACAACUCUCUAAGCUCACCGCCAUCGGACAGACGCGACACGACGAGCUGUGAUCGGUCAGAAGUCAGACGUAAAGCAGCUUCGUUCGAGUGUUGAGCUCCGGAGAAAAGGAUUGUACAGCGGCUGGAUCAAAAAAUCUCACUGAGCUCGAGAAUCAGACGGAAUAUCAUUUUUUUUAAAUCUAACAAAGAUGAUUGGAAUACAGUCGAAUGAAAGGUCUUUCAUAGGUUGAGACGUUGCGUAGUUGUUGCAGAGAAAAUGCUGAUAUUUUGACCGAUUUCUAAGCUCUGAGUGUGUGUUUCAGCCAAAUGAAGGAUGGGUUUAUGAAUGGGAUAAAACUGAUAUUGCUUUUUAACUACUCUGUGUUUGAGUACCUGAAUUUCCUCGUAUGUUUUCUACACUGUAUUUGAAAAUACACUUUGAGUUUCCUUUUUUUUUUACUGUUCACUGUCCCUGUUAAAACUCUGUUAAAGAUUAAAGAGCUUCCAUAGUUUGCUUUCUGAGGAUAUAAGAUUUACACGCAGCACAUCUGCUUGAUCCUGGGGGAGGGUUGUGAAUGUAUAAAGGAUUCUGUGUCUGGGGGGGGGGGGCGUUGUAGAGUAUAGAUAACACAUUUAGAGUAGCGAGGGGAUUUAUCCAUCUCCUGUAAUCCUGAGAGGAAAGUGAAUAAUCUGCUGUAGCGUCAUCAUCACAUAAACAAUUACAUUUCCUCAGAUCCUCUGAUCUGCGCUCUACAUCGCUGUGAGCAAACAUUCUACCCCCCCCCUAAAAUACCAAUUUGUACGACUUUGAAUCAUUUUUUGUUGUGUUUGUGGUGUUCGGCCUGAAGGGAUACUUGAUUAUUAAUGAUAUUAAGAGUGCAGAAUCCACUGAGGAUUGGUGCGUUUUUGAUGACUCUUAAACAGUAAAUGUGAAAUCAUUGAUCUGAGAACAUCAUAAAAGUACAGAUGCCCCCUCGGUUAAUAAUAAGUUGACUAACUGGUGAUUUCUUUGAAGAUCUUUUAAGAGGAUUAGUCAUUUCUGCAUGCACAAUGAUUAAUGUCCAAGAACGUAGGAGCAGUUAUCUGGUAGAAAAGUUCUUUGUGGGAAAACUUGGUUUUAGUUUCUAAAUCAAAUAAUAGAUGAGUCAUCUUUUUAUGCAAUUUCAUGCAAAAUGACUAAUUUCCAAGAAACUUUUGAACAAUUCUCUGGUUUACACAAGAUGUGAAGUGAUUUGUUGCACCAUUCUUUGUGGAAAUGCUCUUGAAACAACUAAUAAAUGAGUCAUUCUGUUUCUCUUUU